Messenger RNA from Solea solea (common sole), 6244 nucleotides. RefSeq names its product probable phospholipid-transporting ATPase IIA. The transcript has 29 exons. Lineage: Eukaryota; Metazoa; Chordata; Actinopteri; Pleuronectiformes; Soleidae. Gene Ontology annotation, molecular function: ATP binding; ATP hydrolysis activity; ATPase-coupled intramembrane lipid carrier activity. Gene Ontology annotation, biological process: phospholipid translocation; endocytosis; retrograde vesicle-mediated transport, Golgi to endoplasmic reticulum. Bases 1560 to 4700 code for a protein of 1046 amino acids. The record is from RefSeq and is a predicted model, not a curated record. Gene Ontology annotation, cellular component: plasma membrane; endosome; trans-Golgi network.
CUCCUGUAAAUCUGCCGAGUCAAUUAAGAUGGCUGACCUCUAAAGGCUGUUACAUGCUCAAUGUUCUCAUGCCUGCACUUUAUUCGGGUUUAAGUUUGAUUUACUUUUAAAGUUUCAUGUCAGUCUCACUGCUUUGUUGUGAUGGCUAAAUGAGGAGAGGGCAAAUCAACAAUUUUGUCCCCUUUUCCUCCCUGUCAGUUUGUAUUUGACACCAUCAACUUGUAGCAUCAUUUAUUUAUUUAUAGAACCCCAAAUGCUUGAGUUUAGGGGGCGAGUUCUACCUCGCUUAGAUUUUUAUUAUCCUCUCUGCCCCCUUACUCUCAGUGCAUGUCCCUGUAUAUUUUUCGAUACAUUCGUGAUCAUAUGAUAACUUUUUUUAUUCUCAGCCUGCUGAGUUUAACAGUAAUGAAUGUAUCACUGGACACUUUACACAACUCGAAAGGUCAGAGUACUUUGUUGGGCCCCUGUUGUACAUUCCUUGUCGAUAUGCAUUUGCCAAAUUGUGCCUUUCUUCAGCAAAACCUGUCAAAACUGCUUUUCACAUUGUCUCUACAAUUCAUCUGAGGUUUAGCCAAUGCGGCCUGUUUACAAUGUAAAUGUUUUUGUUUUUCCAAAUGUUUCCCUCACCUAAAAUGUUUGCUGAUUUUUGAAAAAUAAAAUCAGGGUGACUUUUUCCAAUAUUUUUUUUGUCAUUACUCAGACAGACAUUGCACACUACACUUACAUGAGUUUCUCUCCUAGCACAGACAGUUUCUAAAGAAUCCUGUUAUAUUACUGUCAGAUGAAUCUAUAGUCUUGUUUUUUAUACUUCUUUACUCCUUGUUUUGUUCUCAUGAUCUACUAGUGGCCCUUGAUACAUUGUUUAUUAGGAACAUAAUAAGCAUUCACAACUUAUUAAGGCUCUAAUUGUGUGUUGACAAUUAAUCUGCUUUGCUGCCCCAAAAUUAGUUACAGCUCAUGUGACUCAGUAUAAUGGUUACAUUUUUAAGACAAUAUUGCUCAGAGGUGUUUACUUCUGUCAUGGAUAAGCAUACAUAUUACACCUGUUUACAGUUGUUGAUAUAUGCAAUAAAGUUGGCAAAGCUAUUUUGCGUGCACAGCUAAAACAGACAAUGAAAAUGAUCUUUCGCCACAGUUUCAACAUAGUAUGUUGCAAACAACAUGCCCUGUGUCUGUUUCAAAAUAAAAGUCUAGCUUUUUAGGUUUGUUUUUUUCUACAAGACUUUAUUGUGAAAUAAUUGCAGCUUCUUGCGUAGAGUCCUGGCAUUUAGAAAGAACAUUCUUCUUCGUGUGGGAUUUCAAUCUCCUGUCAUCUUGUUUCAAAGGGUGUAAAUGACUAAGGUCAGUGACUCAUGUAGGAAACGUUGACUCUGUGCAGCACUAGCUCAGCUCUGGUGCAGCUGUGGUGGUGUCUCUGUGCUAACGGACUACUGAACCGUCCUGAGGGAGAGUGAGUGACAGCUGGGGAAGCCUCCGCCCAGAGAGCCGCCGCCGCCGCCGCCACUGCGCGUCUAUCCGGCUGCUACAUCUCCCUCUCCUCGCUGCUGAAGGCUGCAGGAAUGCCCGACAACAUCCCUCUACAACCCGUGAGACGACCGAAAAGACACGACAGUAAAAACAGACAUGGGUGCUGCCCGUGGUCAAGAUGCUGUGGCAUGGGGGACUUGCGCCCCCGUACCGUGUGGCUCGGCCACCCAGAAAAGAGGGAUCAGAGGUACCCCAGGAAUGUCAUUAACAACCAGAAGUACAACUUUUUCACCUUCCUGCCUGCGGUGCUGUACAAUGAGUACAAGUACUUCUUCAACUUGUACUUUUUGCUUUUGGCCUGCUCUCAGUUUAUUGAAGAGCUACGUUUGGGUGCCCUCUACACCUACUGGGUCCCAUUGGGCAUUGUUUUGAUUGUCACCAUCAUGAGAGAGGCAGUCGAAGAAAUAAGAUGCUAUCUUCGAGACAAAGAGGUGAACUCUCAGAUUUACAGCAAGCUGUCGACAAGAGGCACAGUCAAGGUCAAAAGCAGCGGUAUUCAAGUCGGGGAUCUUAUAAUUGUGGAAAAGAACCAGCGUGUUCCUGCUGACAUGAUCUUUUUAAGGACCUCUGAAAGAAAUGGCUCCUGUUUCCUGCGGACUGACCAACUGGACGGAGAGACGGACUGGAAACUACGCCUCCCAGUGGCCUGCACGCAGAGACUGCCAACUGCUGCCGACCUCCUCCAAAUCAGAUCAUAUGUGUAUGCAGAAGAGCCAAACAUUGACAUCCAUAACUUCAUUGGAACUUUUACCAGGGAGGACGCAGACCCCCCUGUCAAUGAGAGUCUCAGCAUUGAGAACACCCUGUGGGCCAGCACUGUUGUUGCCUCUGGCACAGUGGUGGGGGUUGUGAUUUACACAGGAAAGGAGCUGCGCAGUGUCAUGAACACCUCAAACCCAAGGCACAAGGUGGGUUUGAUUGACCUGGAAGUGAACUGUUUGACUAAGAUUCUAUUUGGGGCCCUGGUAGUGGUGUCACUGGUCAUGGUGGCUCUCCAGCACUUCGCUGGCCGCUGGUACCUCCAGAUCUUUCGCUUCCUGCUGCUCUUCUCUCACAUCGUGCCCAUCAGUUUGAGAGUCAAUCUGGAUAUGGGAAAGAUGGUUUUCAGCUGGAUGAUCAAGAAAGACUCCAAGAUCCCUGGGACGGUAGUGAGGGCAAGCACCAUACCUGAACAGCUUGGACGCAUCUCCUACCUGCUGACUGACAAAACAGGGACUCUUACCCAAAAUGAAAUGGUGUUCCGGCGGCUCCAUCUUGGAACUGUGGCAUAUGGAAUGGACUCAAUGGAUGAAGUACAGAGCCAUGUGUUCAGCGCCUACACACAGCCCACCCAUGACCUUCCAGCCUCCAGGGCUCCGGCAGCAACUAAGGUCCGCAAGACCAUCAGCAGUAGAGUUCAUGAGGCUGUAAAGGCCAUCGCCCUGGUGCACAAUGUAACACCAGUGUAUGAGUCCAAUGGGGUGACGGACCAGGCUGAGGCUGAGCAGCAUUAUGAAGACACAUGCAGAGUCUACCAGGCAUCCAGCCCAGAUGAGGUGUCGCUGGUGCAGUGGACGGAGAGUGUUGGGCUGACACUGGUGGGAAGAGACCAGUCCUCCAUGCAGCUGCGGACCCCUACUGGCCAAAUCCUGAACUUCACCAUACUUCAGAUUUUCCCCUUCACCUACGAGAGCAAGAGGAUGGGCAUCAUUGUUCGAGAUGAAUCAAAUGGAGAGAUCACUUUCUAUAUGAAAGGAGCUGAUGUGGUGAUGGCAGGCAUCGUCCAGUAUAAUGACUGGCUGGAGGAGGAGUGUGGAAACAUGGCGAGGGAAGGUCUGAGGGUCCUUGUUGUGUCCAAGAAAUCCCUGACUGAGGAGCAGUAUCAAGAUUUUGAGGCACGGUAUGUCCAGGCCAAGCUUAGUGUCCAUGACCGCUCUCUGAAGGUGGCCACUGUGAUUGAAAGUCUGGAGAUGGAAAUGGAGCUGCUGUGUCUGACAGGGGUGGAGGACCAACUUCAGACUGAUGUCAGGCCCACCCUGGAGAUCCUGCGCAACGCAGGCAUUAAGGUUUGGAUGCUGACAGGAGACAAGCUUGAAACAGCCACAUGCACUGCAAAGAACGCUCAUCUGAUCACCCGCAACCAGGACAUCCAUAUCUUCAGAUCCGUGACAACGCGAGGGGAAGCUCACCUGGAGCUCAACGCCUUCAGGAGAAAACACGACUGCGCCCUGGUGAUAUCAGGAGACUCGCUUGAGGUUUGUCUGAAAUACUACGAGUAUGAGUUUAUGGAGCUCGCGUGUCAGUGUCCUGCUGUGGUUUGCUGCCGCUGUACCCCCACUCAGAAGGCUCAGAUAGUGCGGCUGCUACAGGAGCGCACAGGCAAACUCACCUGUGCUGUAGGGGAUGGAGGAAACGAUGUCAGCAUGAUCCAGGAAGCCGACUGUGGCGUGGGAGUGGAGGGAAAAGAGGGAAAGCAGGCCUCUCUGGCCGCUGACUUCUCCGUGACUCAGUUCAAAAAUCUAGGCCGUCUCCUCAUGGUCCACGGUCGGAACAGCUACAAAAGGUCCGCAGCUCUCAGCCAGUUUGUCAUCCACCGGAGCUUGUGCAUCAGCACCAUGCAGGCCGUCUUCUCCUCUGUUUUCUACUUUGCUUCAGUCCCACUCUACCAGGGAUUUCUGAUUAUUGGCUACUCCACGAUCUACACCAUGUUCCCCGUCUUCUCCCUGGUCUUGGACAAGGAUGUUAAGUCAGAGGUUGCUAUGCUAUAUCCAGAGUUAUACAAAGAUCUCCUAAAGGGUCGACCACUGUCGUUCAAAACCUUUCUAAUAUGGGUCCUAAUAAGUAUCUAUCAAGGGAGCAUCAUCAUGUACGGGGCACUGCUGCUCUUUGAGUCAGAGUUCGUCCAUGUCGUGGCCAUUUCCUUCACCUCUCUCAUCCUGACCGAGCUGCUGAUGGUGGCCCUGACCAUCCAAACGUGGCACUGGCUCAUGAUAGUUGGCGAGCUCCUGAGCUUGGCCUGUUACAUCGCCUCCCUCGUCUUCCUGCACGAGUUCAUCGACGUGUACUUCAUCACAACCGUGUCGUUCCUGUGGAAGGUGACCGUCAUCACGCUGGUGAGCUGUCUGCCUCUGUACAUCCUCAAGUACCUGCGGAGACGGUUCUCCCCGCCCAGCUACUCCAAACUGACCACAUAAAGAGUGGGAGGAGCCUCAGGCCUCGUUUAAAGGGGGGAACACGGGAGGUCACCCCCCCUGUCUUCAUCUGGAGAAUCAAGCAUAGGUUCCCUCCCUCUAAUUUGUUCGUCAGGGACGGGUUGUUUACUGAGGGAGAUGGGCAGUGUUACUCGCUACAUGUGUCUGAUGCAAAGACUAACUAACGGCUGCUCUUUGUAACUCGCCGACCGCAGCGAAUUAUGAGUUUGCAAGGUUUUGUCUUAUUUACAGUCGGUGCUUCUGUCGGCACUAAAGACAACAAAAUGUAAUAUAACAAUGUGGCCAUUGCCUGUAUGUAAUAGAUUAAGAUGCCAAUAAGGAAAAUGAUGUCUGUCAAGUUCAUUUUAUAAUGUCUAAAAACCACUUCAGGGAGAAGCAAACCUGAAAAGUCAAAUGCCAUUUGAGGCUGGAAUUUAAUUUUCUCUCAUUUCCAGUUCAUCCUAAAAUGGUAAACGUCUGUUUUUAUUAGUGGGCUCUAAAACUGAUGUAGCAUUCUCACUCAACCUGAUUCACACUCUCCUCAAACAGUCAUUUCCAAAGUUUACCGGCUAGACUUUGCAUAAAACACACGUCUACAAGUGUGUGUGUGUGUGUGUGUGUGUGUGUGUUUGUUUAUGCGUCACCCUGAUGCUGCAGCCCGACAUGGCGGAGGUGGCGUGGCUGUUUAUUUUCGAGUGACCUGUGGUGUCUGAUGUUAAAUCUGUCUUUGUGUCGUCGUACGGGGCCCCGACUUGUUUCGUGUUUUUGGAGAGUGGUCUGACGCAGCCACAAAGGAGUGCUAGUUAUUUUCAGCCCAAACCUUCUGGCUGUGUGGAUGCGUGUCCGCAGAGGAAUGCGCAGUGUCUCAUGUGGCCGCUCAGGCCGGCCACUACAACCACGCUUUCAGCAUUGCAUGAUGACUCACUUUAACAGUGACCUAAAGCCAUAAAUGAAAAUCCCUCUGUGACCAGUGUCCAGCUGUCCCCGCUUUCAUGCCAUCUAAUCUAAUCUAAUCCAAGGCCUCCUCACUCUUCACUGCGAAACAAAGGGAACCAAUCACAACUGUGUGAAUAUUGUUAAUAAGUAUUACAACUGGAGAUUGUACAUGUCUUGUGGAUAUUCAUUUCUAUUUUCUGGUGGUGCGAUGAUCGAGCCACUGUGAAUAUUUAAGAACUAACAUCAUCACAUGACCCCAUUUAUUUCAAAGUUGAUUUAGAAGAGGAAAGAAAAGAAAACAAACCACAGAACAUUAAAAACAGAAGGUGCCAUAACUCAUCGGUUAAACUAAACCUUUAAUCUUCACUGAACUCAGCAGGUUUGCACAGGAUUUUUUUUUUUUUUUUUUUUUUUUAUAAAAUGACUGAAUGUUUUUUGUUGUAAAAAAAAAAAUACAAAAACAAUUUGGUUGCUUGUAAAUAACAGUGACACAUUUUUAAUUUAUUCAGCUAUUUAAUUAAUUUAAUAGUGCCGGUUGCAAAAAGGACAAAUUGUGUUGAUAUCAAUGUUGUAAUGAUGAUGACCAUUAAUAAACCCUUUCUUGUCUCCUU